GUUCAUCCCUCGACUAUUCUGCGGCUCUGCGCAACGAGUUUACAAACCCAUCGUCUCCGUUCCAUCUCGAAUCGCUUUCUUCGUCUCCCACCAAAGUUUCUCUCUCUCUAUUAAGGUUUGUUGACUCAUGUCGAUUCCCUCCUCAUUUCGUGUAUUUUCGCCUAAAGUUCCACAAACUAUCCGUCUCCAAAUCCCAGUUCUGAAAACCCUGAUCCCAUCAACGUCGAUUCCUUCAAAAUUUCCCUUGUUUUCAUCAAUUUCAAUACAAAGACUACCAACCAAACCUGUUUCGGCUUCUCCGUCUUCAUCUUCUUCUUCUCUGCAAUCCAUUGAAGAGCUCCCACCGAAGCUUCAGGAGAUUGUAAAACUUUUUCAAGCGGUGCAAGAACCCAAGAUGAAAUACGAGCAGCUCAUGUUCUAUGGCCGUGGCCUCACUCCUCUUGCUGCCCAGUUCAAGACCAACGAGAACAAGGUCCAAGGAUGCGUCUCUCAGGUCUGGGUAAGGGCUUACCUUGACCCGGAUAAGAACGUCAGAUUCGAGGCGGAUUCCGAUUCGGUCCUUACCAAGGGACUCGCUGCCCUACUCGUUCAAGGGCUCUCAGGGAAUCCUGCACCGGAAAUUCUGAAGGUUUCGCCGGAUUUCGUCACGCUACUGGGGCUCCAGCAGAGCUUGACUCCUUCCAGAAAUAACGGCUUCUUGAAUAUGUUGAAGUUGAUGCAGAAAAAGGCACUGCAGUUGUAUAUAGAGUCUCAAGAGAGUAAUGGGUCAAGUUUGAGAGCGGAUUCUCAAGUGGAAUCGGUGGGUACAAGUGGAAUCGGUGGAGCUGAGGCUAAUAGUCAAAAUUCAAUGGAGGGUACUAGUGGAAUCAGCGGAGCUGAGUCGAAUUCUGAAGUGGGUGGUGAAAAUUUGAAGCCGGGUACCGACGAAGUUGAUGAAACUGAGUCAAAUGGGAGAGUGGGUUUGGGGAGUAGAGGAGAGAGGAUAAGAGAGAAAUUGGAUAGGAUGCUUCGUCCUAUAGAAUUGGAAAUUGAAGAUAUCUCUCAUCAACACGCAGGGCACAAGGGAGUUGGGGGAAGAGCAGGCGAGACACAUUAUAAUGUAAGAAUCGUUUCUAAGGAGUUCGAAGGGAAGAGUCUGGUGAAGCGGCAUAGGCUUAUCUAUGAGUUGUUGCAAGAAGAGUUGCAAACAGGAUUGCAUGCGCUCUCAAUAGUGGCAAAGACGCCCUCUGAAGUCAGUGGGAGAUGAUUUAGAUCAUCCCAACAGAGAAAUGGUCCCUUUUUGCUAUCCUUCUCAGUUCUCGAAUUUUGUUGUUUCAUUUAUAUGUAGUUUUUUUCCUCCCUCUUCAACAUGUGUAAAGCAUUACCUGGAGUAACUUAAUAAAUGCGAUAGAUUAUGGGCGCAUAUAUCGGCUUAUUCAAAUGUAUAAUGACCUGUAUUUGAGUUUUGUUGAAAGAAAGUUAUUAGAGAACC
Messenger RNA from Nelumbo nucifera (sacred lotus), 1471 nucleotides. Its product is annotated as sufE-like protein 1, chloroplastic/mitochondrial. Gene Ontology annotation, cellular component: chloroplast. Gene Ontology annotation, biological process: iron-sulfur cluster assembly. Lineage: Eukaryota; Viridiplantae; Streptophyta; Magnoliopsida; Proteales; Nelumbonaceae. The record is from RefSeq and is a predicted model, not a curated record.